Molecule: messenger RNA, 1464 nt
Organism: Diplodia corticola
Lineage: Eukaryota; Fungi; Ascomycota; Dothideomycetes; Botryosphaeriales; Botryosphaeriaceae
Product: wd40 repeat-like protein
Exons: 3
Coding region: 1-1464 (487 amino acids)
Molecular function (GO): protein binding
Source: RefSeq, a predicted model, not a curated record
AUGCCCGUCUCGCAGCCCGCUGUCCUAGUGGCUCGCUUCCUGAGGGGAAACAACUAUUCCAAUACUCUGGCCGCCUUUCUUGAAGAAGCGAAUCUGCCACCCGAUGCCGGCACGCUUUCGAAAGGGGAUCUCACCAUCGAGCAGGUGCUUCGCGAGAAAGAGACUUUCGACUUGACCGCGAACUUUGAGAGACUGGGUGUCGAGGAUGCCGACAAAGGAUGGCGAAGUCCAGCACCGUCAACCGCCACAGAACUCACGAUAUUGCCCACUGCGUCCAACAUUCUGAACACAUCCGUCGAGCUCCUCGCCGUAUCCGAUGACACGUUAGAACCCUUCGUACUAUCUACAACCGCAGACCGUCGGCUGCAUAUGGUGUCUGUCUGCGAAGACUCGUUCAAGCUCGAGCGCUCGAUCAGCAAGGCACAGGACUCGCCGAUCUUGUCGUACAGCGUGCUUGGUCAAAGCCAUCUCCUCAUGACGAGCAUGUCGGGGAAGACGGUGCUCUACGAUUGCCGAUCUGAUGCUGUGGUCAGCGAGCGGCGAGACCAUUCCAAAUAUGCUGUGACAGUUACCAGCCACGCGCAGUCAGGUGGCACCUGGGUUGCAACGGCAGGGUGGGAUGCGAAGGUGUUUCUCUACUUCAUUGAAGGCACCACGGACGGCCCCCCGCAUCUUCGAGCUCCCGUUGCCACACUCACACUUCCUUCGAACCCGGAAGCCUUGCUAUUCAUUGAACACCCUGAAACCACCGAGCCCCUGCUCGUGCUGACCCGAAAAGACUCGACAUUCCUCUACUACUACGCUCUCCCUGACUCAGCCGCCGAUGUUGCAAACGGGCCUUGCAAACUCCAACUUCUUGGAACACAGAACCUUGCUCCUACUUCCAACGCAUGGAUUGCCUUCACACCAUCAAGCAUUGCUCUCUGUCCGACGGACUCUUCUGUUGCAGCGGUCGCAACGUCUGCUGUUCCACAUAUGAAGCUCAUUAUCUUGCGACUGCUCGUACCGCCGGCUGCCGGCAUCGAGUCUGGGUUGGAAGACACAGGCAGUGCUCCUGCAGCCCCAGCUACGAACACGAGUCAGAACCCGUUCGUAUCGUUGACCCAAGCAACGCAGGCGCGGGCAGCUUUGGCGACGCAAGAACGCGAACUUGCGGCUAUCCUCGUCCAGUGCAACACCCUGGCGCCGCAAACAGCGUACUCGACGCCGGCACUGUCAUGGCGACCGGAUGGAAGCGGUGUGUGGGUGAACGGCGAUGACGGAAUUGUUCGAGGAGUGGAGGCCAGCACGGGCAAAGUGGUCGCAAGCCUGAGCGGGCACGAGGCGGCAUCGAAGGUGCGGUGCGUUUGGGCUGGAAAGGUUGGGCGGGCGGACCAAAGCGGCGAGGAGUGGGUGCUCAGCGGCGGCUUUGAUCAGAGGCUGAUCGUCUGGCGAAUACCGUCGGCGGGGGCUGGGUCGUCGUAA